UACUUCGGCUCCCCGGUGUCAGGAGGAUCUCCCCACUGCAGGCGAUUUAUACCCAGCGAGUUCACUCGCCGGCGGUCUCGUCCUGCGAUCACAAUUCUGUUGUUGCAGCAGCUUCACCUUCUCAUAGCUUCUCGGAGAUCCCUUAACCAAAACUAGCCUAGUUCGUUCGGGAAGGAUCAGGCAGAGGGACGAUCUUCACGGUGCAUCAAAAAAAAUGGGCUCAAAUCCUCCCAUCGGAAGCGAACAAUGGAGCAGCGGGCUUUGUGAUUGCUUCCAAGACUGCGGCACAUGCUGCUGUGCAUGGUGCUGCCCGUGCGUCGUGGUCGGCCAGUUGGUCGAGAUUAUUGACCAAGGCAUUACAUCUUGUUCGAGUGCUGGAUGCCUUUAUUGUCUUCUUCAGAGCUGCACCGGAAUGGGAUGUCUGUACACAUGCGGGUACCGGGCACGACUGAGGGCAAAGUAUGGGCUCUCCCCAGAGCCAUGCGGUGAUGUCUGCGUGGACUGGUGUUGUCUUCCCUGCUCACUGUCGCAGCAAUAUCGAGAGCUUGCGGCACGUGGCGUCCAGGCUGAUCUUGGGUGGGCUGCAAACCGCCAAGCUUACGAGCAAUCUGCUCCGCCCGCACAAAAAAUGGCCGGGUACUGAACACACAUGCUUUAAAGAGGAAUCAGAGUGUUCGUAUCCAAUGGGUUGACGAGCUGGAUUAACGCUAAGCUAUUCAAGGAUCCCAUUUUCAAAAGAGCCCCACCUGAUAUCAGGGAUUGUCAAUCCUAAAAAUAACUUCGCACCUCAAGUUUGGUUACCUUGGCCGUUGACUAAGUUUAGUCAAUUUUAGAUCCCCCUUGCAAGUGGUAACUUCUUUGGAAGUGGAGUAGGUACUGCUCAUGGCAUACAAUUACCUACGAGUGUUACUUUAUGCUGUGAUAUCGCAUGUUGCAACGUCAACAAAUUGUCCCUUGUUGCCUUCCUAAAAAGAAAUUGGGUUGAAAAUUGCAUUCA
This is a messenger RNA of Physcomitrium patens, 997 nucleotides long. RefSeq names its product cell number regulator 9. NCBI's taxonomy places the organism in Eukaryota, Viridiplantae, Streptophyta, Bryopsida, Funariales, Funariaceae. The record is from RefSeq and is a predicted model, not a curated record.